Molecule: messenger RNA, 3015 nt
Organism: Sesamum indicum (sesame)
Lineage: Eukaryota; Viridiplantae; Streptophyta; Magnoliopsida; Lamiales; Pedaliaceae
Source: RefSeq, a predicted model, not a curated record
UGAGUUAAGAGGGACCUGAAAGCAAAAGAGAUUCUCUAUUUUGAAAUCCGCUUCGUUCCGGGUCGGGUGCGCCGGGUAAUGAUUCACUUCUCGCGGGCGGAAAAGAGAAGUGAGCAGCAGAACCAAAUAAUUGCAGAAUGCCGUUCAUUAUCAUUUCAUUUGUCCUUCUUUUCUAAUCCGGGUCCGGUUUUGCCGGGGCGGUAACCGCUAAACCACACAGUGAGACGACGCCGUUUCCUCCCUGAUCAAACCCCUUCUGUCAGAUCCCCCCCCCCCCUCUCUCUCUCUCUCUAAUUUUCUCUUUGUUCUCUACCUAUUUUCUUGCAGAGUGUGAACGUGCUGCAUUACCUACAUCUUGAGAAUUGAGUAAUCAUCUACAGCAGGUCAUUAUAAUAUUGCCGUCCAUUACAUUUGUCUGCAUGAGAACACGUGGGGCUGCUUCUGCUCUUUCCACUAGUUGAUUCUGUUUACAUAGUUGCUUGAGCUUCAGACUGAGUUUUGCUUCGUUGAUAUUCAAGGUGAAAGUUUAUUAUCUGAACCUGGGUCUAAGUUGUUUGGAUAUACUUGACUAUACCGAUUAAGAUGAACAUGCAGCAAGUUGUGCAACCCAGAUCUUCUCCUAAUGGAUAUGGCAGUCAUAAAAUUGAAAAAAAUACUGCGCCUAGGUUUGAUUGUAAGUUUCAGACUGGGAAAACAACUUCUGGCCUGGCUAGUUUUGGAAGGGUACUUGAAUCAAAUUCACGCGAUCGACUAAUAUAUGCAACAACAAGCCUCAUCGGACAUCCAGUGGAAGUGCAGGUGCUGGAUGGAUCUGUAUUUUCUGGAAUAUUACAUGCUACAAAUGCAGAGGAUUUUGGAAUUAUUCUGAAAAUGGCACACUCGACUAAGGAUGGUUCUGGGGGACAGAAAAGUAUUUCAGAUUCUCACACCAGUCCUCCUUCAAGGACUCUGAUUAUACCUGCUGAGGAUCUCGUGCAAGUGAUAGCAAAGGGCGUUCCUGUAACAAGGGAUGGGUUCACAAAUGAGCUCCAGAAUGAAAAGCAGCGAGAGCUUAUGACAGAUUCCUGCAUAUCACAAUCCCGAUAUGUAGAAGUUGGGAGAGAGCUGGAGCAUUGGGUCCCCGAUGAAAAUGAUCCUGGGUGUCCUGAACUGGACAAUAUAUUUGAUGGUCCUUGGAAUAGAGGCUGGGAUCAGUUUGAAGCAAAUGAAACUUUAUUUGGAGUGAAGAGCACCUUCAAUGAGGAGCUUUACACAACAAAGCUUGAGAGAGGCCCUCAGAUGAGAGAAUUGGAAAGAGAAGCUUUACGGAUAGCUAGAGAGAUUGAGGGUGAGGAUACCCUUGAUUUUCAUCUGGCAGAGGAAAGAGGUAUUCAACUUGAUGGAUAUCUUGAAAUGGAUGAAGAAACCCGAUUUUCGUCGGUCUACCGCGGAGCCGAUGACAGUGGAUAUGACGAGAUUGAGGACAUAUUAUUGGAUUCACGAAAUAAUGAAACAUUUGGAGGUGUCUCUGGUUCUCUUACAGGUGACACUCAUGUAGAUAGGAGUCCUGGGAAUGCCCGAGAUGGAACUCAACUAUCAUCCAGAUCUUCAUCGCUGGUAUUUCUAAUUUCGAAAAAUGUCUUUCUUUGUCAUUAUACCUGGCAUUAUAACUACUUUACGGUCAUUUGCUAUUUUCCCACUCUUUAUGAAAUCAGCAGGGACGCAUACCAUCCAGGUUCUGAGAGUCAUGCUUUACAGAUGUUAGCUGAACAGCUUCCUAAAAGUUGGUCUGCAGUUGAUGCUUGCAGGUUUGAUGAUAGCCAAAUGAUUGGACAUGCUGACACUAGUUACCCGAAGGAGGAUGAAGAAAAGCAAAAGCCACAUGAUCAGAGCCAAGUAUCAAAAGCUGACGAUAAACACUCAUUUCUGAGAGUAAAGAAAGAAAGCUGUGAUAAGAUUGGAUUAUCUCCGAAUGCCACUGCAUCUGAUCCAGCACAUGCAUCAUCCAAAGGUCAGGAAAAGGCGAGCUCUUCUAAUGCGUUAUCAGAAGGUGCUGCUUCUCCCAUGACACAAGGAACAACUAGUUCUCUUGCACGUCCCAGUAGUUCUGCAUCAUCUACUUCCGAUCGAGGAGGUGCUACUUCAACUUCUGCUGGCCGGGGACUGUCACCAAGUUCAUCUGUUUGUUCUUUGUCGUCGGAGAAGUCAACACUCAAUCCACAUGCUAAGGAAUUUAAAUUAAACCCUAAUGCAAAGAGUUUCAUCCCGUCGCACACACCUCUAAGACCUUCUUCUCCAGUUUCUGAUGGUCCCUUCUACUAUCCAGCUAACAUGACUGCUCCUACACAUAUGCAUGCUGUACCUGUUGGUAUUGGGAUUGGACCUUCUAUUGCUGCACAGCAACCUGUUAUAUACAAUCCACAGGCUGCACCAAUGCCCCAGCCGUUUUAUCAUCCAAAUGGGCUACAGUAUGGACAGCAGAUAAUAAUGGGACAGCCUCGGCCAGUUUUAUACAUGCCAAUCUAUCCCCCCGAAAUGCCGUACAAAUGAAGGGAGUUCGAAUGAAUGUUGGCAAAUAUCAUUUGUAGAUUCUGUUUCUGGUGGCAGAUAGAAUUUCAAACGGCAUUAUUUGGAAAAAUUUUGGUGUGAACCCAUCAGCUGACAAAAUACUUGACAGUUCUGGCGACCUUGUGUGCCAAUAGGAGAUUCGCUCCCUUUUCAAAAACUUCUCAAUGCCAGUGCAUAUCCACAUUCUGAAGUCUCAUAGUGUUCUAAAGCACUUCAAAUUUCACCUUCCUAUAUCAUUUUUGGUUCAUGAUUCAGUUUAGAUGUGGGCUUAUAUGAUGAUGAACUUCAUUUUUUGUUGUUUUUGCUUCAAGUAUGUUCGGUGAUAAAUUUGUGUGAUCUGUGAGUUUUGGAGUGAAAUUUGGGAUUUCAGAUAUAGGUGAAGUUGUGACCAUGGGAAUUGUUAAGUGUUUGUUAUUCUAAAGAGUUUUGUGAUGGUGAAUGUUGCGGGUGGAUGUUUUCCUGUGUUAA